Messenger RNA from Vespula vulgaris, 17775 nucleotides. It is a transcript of the gene GlcT, whose product is annotated as ceramide glucosyltransferase. The record is from RefSeq and is a predicted model, not a curated record. Lineage: Eukaryota; Metazoa; Arthropoda; Insecta; Hymenoptera; Vespidae. Gene Ontology annotation, molecular function: ceramide glucosyltransferase activity. Gene Ontology annotation, biological process: glucosylceramide biosynthetic process. Gene Ontology annotation, cellular component: membrane. Bases 11 to 1207 code for a protein of 398 amino acids. The transcript has a single exon.
UUACUCGAAGAUGAACUCCAUGCUGUAUACCCUCUACGGGUUCGCGAUAUUUUUCAUGAUAUUCUGGUCGGGCAUGUGGAUAGUUCACGUGUUGGCUUUGAUAGCCGGCCGCUGGAAGCUUCAUCGAAAGAUCGCCCAAAUGCCGAGCUACGAAACUCCCCUGCCUGGUGUUUCGAUCAUAAAGCCGUUAAUGGGAGUAGAUCCGAAUCUUUUCAGUAAUCUCGAGACUUUCUUCACGAUCGAAUAUCCUAGAUACGAAUUGCUCUUCUGCGUCGAGGACGAUUCCGAUCCUGCAUUGAUGCUAGUCGGGAAACUAAUUGAAAAAUAUCCGCAGAUAGAGACACGAGUAUUCGUCGGCGGUCGCAACGUCGGGGUCAACCCGAAAAUCAACAACAUGCAGCCGGCUUACGAGACGGCCAAAUACGAGUUGGUACUUAUAAGCGACAGCGGUAUAAGGAUGAAGGAGGACACUCUGUUGGAUAUGGUCAACUACAUGACCGAUAAGGUCGCGUUGGUACACCAGAUGCCGUUCACGUACGACCGUGACGGUUUCGCCGCGGCGUACGAAAAGAUAUUCUUCGGUACUGUACAAUCGAGGAUGUACCUGGCAGCCGAUCUUUUGAGAAUAAACUGUCAUACCGGUAUGUCGGCGUUACUUCGUAAAGCGACCUUGGACGAGGUCGGCGGCCUCAAGACCUUCGGUGUCUAUCUCGCUGAGGACUUCUUUUACGCGAAGUCAUUGACCGACCGCGGCUGGCGAAUAACCGUCUGCUCUCAGCCGGCCUUGCAAAACAGCGGGCACUGCGAGUUGCACUCCUUCCAGGCGAGGCUCAGGAGGUGGGCCAAGCUUCGUGUCGCCAUGUUACCCACCACGAUCGUCUUCGAACCUCUCAGCGAGUGCCUCGUACUCGGCGCCUGUGCCUCAUGGGCGGCCAGUGUUCUAUUCGACUGGGACUCUUUAGUUUUUUAUCUUGUACACAUACUAUUGUGGUUCAUGUUGGACUGGACGCUUUUGUGUGUAGUACAGAACGGGCCGUUGCCCUUCAACAAACUUAUGUUCGUCUGUGGAUGGCUUCUCAGUGAGAUUACGAGACCAUAUCUCUUCGUACAGGCCGUCCUGGAUCCUCUGAUACAGUGGCGUUCGCGCGUUUACAAGCUCAGAUGGGGCGGCGUCGCGGAGGAGGUCAAGACGAAAGUAAAAUAUUAGGAUAGCAAAUCGUUCUCUCUUCCCUUCGAUUUUUUUCUUUUCUUCCUAUUUUAUUCUUACUCCCCUUCCCUUUUCUUUAUCUCUCCCUCCCUCCCUCCCUCUCUCUUUCUUUCUCUCAUUCGCUCUUGCUCUCGUUCUCUUUAUCUCUGUCUCUGUUUCUCUCUCUCUCUCUCUCUCUCUCUCUCUCUCUCUCUUUCUCCUUUCUUUAAAUUUUCACUUUUUGUUUCCUAUUUCUUUUUUUUAAUAAUUUCUCUUCCUCAUCGCGUAAAAUCGGAGGGUAGUGAUACUCGAUAGCAUAUCGUGCAUCAUUCUGUACAUUUCGCGCUACAUAUCUACGAUAUUGCAGUAUGCAUGAAAUAUCUCUCUACGUACGAUGAGUUUUUUCUCUCUUCGAGUAUCGUUCCUUCUUCUUUUUUUUCUAUUUCUCUCUUUUUUCUUUUUUCUAUAUACUUUUAUUUGCUCGCAAAAUGGCACGAAUCGGGUCGCCGCGAGAUUACGCGAAUUUCCUUCUGAAUACGAUCAAUAAGAAGUUUUACUGCCGACUGAAAACGUUUGAUCGAUAAUCGAACGGAGUAAAAUCUGUGGAGAACUCGUUCGUCAGCGUACAUAUUAUAGGAAAGGAGAGAGAGCUGGGUGAUAAGUUAUUGAUCGCGAAGCGAUAUCGUGAUAUUAAUAAUAAUAAUAAUAAUAAUAAUAAUUGUAUAUUUAAUUUAAUUCGAGACACAAUAAAACGCACUGUCCUUCUCGCGACUCUGUUUAACAAUUUACGAUUCCAACGACACUGACGACUCUGAUCGCAUCGACGACUCUAAUAUAACUGGGUCCCUGGGGCAGUCUUGCUUAAAAGUUAGCACGAUUUACGUAUCAUAUUACCAGCAGUGCAAAGAAUGAAAUUCUAUUAUUCACCAUACACACAAAACCCGAUGUUUUAGAAUCAUAUGUUCACGUUUUUGACAUUCUGCAAUAUUGUAAAUAUUUUGUUUCAUUAUAAAUUUAUCGAGGCUGAGACUUCAUCGUCAUUUUUAUCGCUAUUUAACCAAUUACCGUCUGGGCCGUUAGUCAUUAACUGAUUAUGAAGUCCGACUUUAUAUACUUUAAUGAUCAAUUCUUUCAAUAUUAUUGUUAGAAUGUUUUUAAGUUCGAUCAUGAUAUUAUUGUUCGGCUUUUUUUUAUCGUAUCGAUAUUGUACAAGAACAUAAAUUCACGAUCGUCAUAAUUUCAUUUAAAUAUAUAUGCUUAGUAAUGAGGAAAUAUAUUUCACAGAUACAUAAAUUAUGUAUUUAUUAGGUUGAGAGAUUUUGUAAAUUGGACUCUUUGUUUUUCAUAUGCAUAAGCUCCUUCUUUAGUAUUAUCUGAACGAAGUGAUCUCAAAAAGUAGUUUUGUACAAUUUUAUAAAAAAAAAGAAAUAAUAAUAAUGAUAAUAAAAAGAAUAAAAGAAAAAGCGUUUCACUUGAAAAAACGUUUAAAUUCAAUUGUAUCGGGUAUAUCUCACGUUACAGUGGGAACCUGUUAAAAUGUUAAAAUAAAACAAAUAUAUAAAGGAAUGUUGAGAAAGAAUAUUAAUUGGAUAGUUUUAAAAAUAAAAAUUCGAAAUAGAUUAUGGUGAUUUAAAAAAUUGAUUACAUUCGUUAUCCUUGAAAGGACAAAUUUAUUCAUAAAAAAAGAUUAAAAGUUAUUUCUUUAUUUUUUUAAAUAAUCCGAUAACACAAUUCGUAGAUAACUUUGAUAAGACUUAUCAACUGAAAUGUGCUCAUAUUCAGUGUUGACUUCCCGGAUGAGAAAAAGUUUUAAUAAUAAGCAAAAUAAAUUAUUAAGGAAGAAGAAAAGCAUGCGUAAUGAGUCAAGUGUCGUGCGAUACACGUCUUAGCUCGUAAAUUAAAAAUUCUCGUUUAAAUGCUAUUCUCCUAUGUAAGAAAUGAAAAAACGUAUGACAUAGAUUUUGUUUUCUUCAAUUUCUUUGAUCGCACAUUUUGAAUCGAUGACAUAAUAUUAUAUUUAAGUUAGCAAUAUAAUAGAAUAUUCGUUGGUCAAUAUUAAAAAAAUUAAUAUAGAUCGACAUUCAUAGAUUAUAACGUACAUAUCAUUUGCUGCAAAUAUCUAAAUACGUAUAUAGAUACAUAAAUAACGAAGGAAAAUCGAUAGGUAAAAUAUACGAAAAGUAAAUGAUAAUAAAAUGCAAAGAAUAUCCCACGCGUGCUAUUCUUGCUUAUCGAUAUACGUACGUAUGCACACACACACACACACACAGGGAGAGAGAGAAGCAUGAUAUAAAUCAAUAAUUUGAGAAAAAUAUAGAAAAGCAAUACAUCGAGAUAAUUCUCGAAUGUAUCAUACCAUUUGAACGUCAAGAAGAUUUUUCAAAUAGGAGUAUGAAUUACAUAAUAUAUUUCAUUUUGUCGAUAAGGGAAAGAAAACAAAACAAAAAGAAAGAAAAAAUAUAUAUAUACAUAUAUCACUUUUUUGUUGUGAGCUACAAAGUGUAUCGUACAACUCUUAACACAUACAGAGUCGAGCGAAGGUGUGACUGAAAUGUAGCAUAGUACAUACAUACAUACAUACAUACAUACGUACAUACAUACAUACAUACAUACAUAUUAUACAUAUUUACAUAUGUGCACGUGCUUUUACGCGUGCGCAUAACGACUUGCGCGUUUUUGAGAAAAGAGAGGGUACAAUGAGAAUAGGAAAUACAUAUAGUCGGCAAGUAGAAGAUAACGAGCAGUGCAUUUUGUAUCGUGCUCCUUGAAACGCGAUGAUUAACAAGGACCAUUUUAGAUAAGACAAAUAUUACUAGAGAAAAAGAGAGAAAGAAUCAUGAAUAUCGAACGUUUCUUAUUGCAUGAACGAAUCGACGAUACGUUCGUUUUUCGAGAACCUCGAGCGCACUUAGAAAGAGAGAGAAGAGAGUUUGACGUAACAUUUCAACAGUGAGAACGCAAGCGUAAAACAAGUGGAUCGACCGAUCCAUGCGGCAAGUUGCAACGUUGAAAGUAAUAUAUCGAAUAGUAUUUUAAAAAAUAAUAAAAUAUCUCCGAUUUGUACAUUGGAUAAUAGUAUAUACGUUUCUAGUGUAAAUUCAAAGAUACAUACAUAUAUGUAUGUAUAUAUACAGGAGCGAAUCGUUUAACGUAAUUUAUUGUAAACCUUAGUUGUUGAUAAAUUCGGAAAAAUUUUCCUUAUAAAUAUGAUAUUUUUUCUUUGUAAAUUGUUAAAAUUGUAAAAAGAAAAGAAAAAUAUACACAUGUAUUAUAAAAGCGGUCAAGCGUUAUACGGUUCGCUUUCAAUACGGUAGAAUCUCGAUUAUUCGGAUGAAUCGAGAGAAAUGAGUUGGAUCAAUAAAUCGAUAUUAGUAUAUAUAUUUAUUCGAGAUUCGACAAGCGAAAUCAAUCUUGAGAGAGAGAGAGAGAGAGAGAGAGAGAGAGAGAUGGAGAGAAAAAAGAAAAAGAAGAUAUCAAUGAGAAUAAUGUAUUACAAAUUUUCUGUAUUUCGAGGUAAAAAAAAGUUUUUUUUUAUUAUAUGUCGGAAUAAUAAUAAGAUUCUACUGUAUAUAUAUGGUGUGUAUGUGUGUGUAUAUAUGUGUAUAUAUUAUAUAUACACACACACACACACACACAUGCACCCAUCUCGGAUAUUGUUAAGUAGACAAAUUUUCGAUUGCAAUAAAGGUGCCAUGAUUUCGAUUCUAAUUGAAUAUUCAUUGUUACGAAGGAUCGUAAAAAUAUCCAUUUCUGAACGCUACUCCCGUUUUAACUCUAUUUAUAAAAGGUUUAUUCAAAGCACGCGUAUGUGCAAAGAUGAAUUUGCUUGCGCGCGCUUCCUCGUAUAUAAAUAUAUAUAAAUAUAUAUAUAUAUAUACACACACACACCUAAUACGGAGACAUACAAUAUAUAUAUAUAUAUACGUUCAGACUUACGCUUAUGGGCUUCCGUCUUGUGCUUGCGUUCUUACGAGGAGAGAAAGGUUUCGUCGUGCUUUCGAAUCCAUUCGUCGACGAAUGCAUCGUUUCGACGAAUUGAGAGCAAGACUUCAAAAUCUUUUUUUCAUCUUUUUUCCUUUUUUUCUUUCCCUACUAAAACAGACUGCCUCGUCUUAAUAUGGAACCGCGUUGCCUACCAAGAAUACUAAAGAAUUCAUUUCGAAUUUCGCGUUAUUUUUUGCUCUCCUAUAUAUAUAUAUAAAAAAAAAGUAGAAAAAAAAACAAAGAAAGAGAAAAGACAUAAAAAAAAGUUGUUCACGUUAUCGUCUCGUUAAAUAUUUCAAUCGAAUUUCACGUUAUCACGAUAAUUUUAAACGAUAAAAGGCUUUCUUGUUUGAGAUAUGCUUCGUUAUUAUCGAUCCGACAUUACCUAACUUAAAAUGUCAUUACAACUUUCCUCCCUCCUUCCCCAUAGCCCUGCGUAGACAAAAUUUCAUUUGUUAUCUGGUUCCAUUUAAAAAUGAGACAUUCUAUUGUGUUUUCAUACAGAUCGAUGCGAUUUCGAUGAGAGAAAGAAAAAUUAAUCAAAAUUUGUAAUAGUAUAGAAAAGAAGAAUAGAAAUUAAUAAUGAAUCUUUGCGAUAUGAUCGUGCGAAGAGGAUUUCGAAAGAUCUAAGUAUGAUAUAAGAAAGUCGAACUGCAAUGUGUGUUAAAGAUAUUCAAGAUCAGCUGAUCUCUUGUGUACUGAACGACGAAAUCGAAACUCGAUUCUAAUCAUGAAGAAUCAAAUGGUUCGAAACGUUAUUUCUCGAACAUCAUGGUUGUUUUUUAAUCCAUAAAUAGAUGGAUGGAUAGAUACGUAGAUAGAUAGAUAGAUAGAUAGAUAGAUCGAUAGAUAGAUAGACAGAUUAGAUAGACAACGGUUCUUCUUAAACAUUGGUUCCCUAAAUCCGCAAGGGAAUACAGUGUAAUUAGUUCUAAUGCGAAUUAGUUCAUAGAUUAUACACACGCGCGCGCGCACACACAUACACACAGUCGACGUGCUUAUGAUGUUAAAAUGCAGUAAACAUCGUGCCGCGUUUACGAUCGAUCUUACAUUACAUAUCUAGGACAAAUUAAUUAGUUAAUCAAUUAAUCAAUCAAUUAAUUAAUUAUGCGAAAGUAGAGCGAAGACAAAAGGAUAGUGAUUUUUCUUGUCUUUUUUUAUUAUUAUUAUUAUAAAUUUUUUUUUCUUUUUCUCUCUCUUGCCACAACCUCUUUGUAAAUACAUAUAUUUAACGCCAAUUUAUACGUUUUGCUGUGACUGUCGCUUUUGGAUUCGUUCGUUGAAAAGGAACGUGCCUAAGCAAUCUGUGACUAAGCAAACGCUAUAUGGUGAAGCCUCGAUUAUGCGAACUAAUUGGGUAAUAUUGCACUCUACUUUCUCGCGUUCGAACUGACUUUUAACUCGAUACGAGCAAAGAAUACGCAGAAUCAUUGAAUUUUUAAUUUCUGCAUUCGUUUAACGAACACUUUUGUGUUUUCUAUUUCUUUUCUUUUUUUGUGUAAAAAAAUACUUCAUCGAAAAAAAAAUGAAAAAAAUAAUAAACAACAACAAACGGAUGAACGAAUACAAAUACAAAGAAAAGUAAGAAUCGUUGUAAUUAUUUUCUUGCGAUGUCAUGUACUGUGAGAAUCAUGCAUUUACGACCUAUUAUUAUUUUACGGUCAUAUAAACCGUACAAUUUUGAUUAUUUUAUGUUAUUUUUAUAAACCUUACGUUAUGUUUUCCUUUUGUUUUCUAACGUGCAUUAUAAAUGCACAUAUACGUGCAUACGAGAAAAAAUUUUGGAAAGGCGAGCAAAGAGAAAGAAAAAAAGAAAGAUGAGAAAAAAAAUAAAGCAUAAAGACAUAUAAAUCUCUUUCGCAAAAGAAUUUUUUCCACUGCCGGCUGACACUGUCCACACGAUCGAUUAGUUGAAGUUCAUACAGAUAGUCGGGGUUUCACUGUUCUCUAACUUCUUUGGCCGAAUGCAUCUACUAUUUUAUUUAUAUCGAUGACAAGCGCAUUUUUAAACACUUGCAUCGUUGUUUAUAAAUAAAGAAAAAGAAAAGAAACGAAAAAAAAAGAAGCUAAAAAAUACACCGACUCGCGAUAAAUUUACAAAUACUCGUAAAAACAGGAUCCUUCGAUUACGUUCCAUAAUGGCCAAAUGCAUCGUGUAAAAUUAAAUGUAUUUUUCACGCUAUCAUAUUAUAUUUAAAUUCGCACUUGGUAAUUAACGAGUAUCCUUCAAUAGAAACUAUUUUGUUUCCCUUUAAGAGAAAUUUUUUUUUAUCGGCUUCUCUUAUUUUCUUUAAUUAGUCUUCCGGUUGAAAGUAGUUCAAAGAGUCUUACAUUUUUUCUUUCUUUCUUUCUUUCUUUUUUUUUUGUUAAUGAAUAUACCGAUUCGAUGCAUCGUUUACUUCGUAAUUCUCAACCGUAGCUUUGAAACUAUACCUACUUUCUCUUUAAUACGUCAAUUCUCGAAGAUUUAUCAACCAUUUCUUGUACAUUCUUAUUCACAUUUGCUAUCACUAAUUAUUAUAGAGUUUGUGACACUUGGUAUCAUCGCUUUUGAGCAAUUACAGUAUUAAUAAAAAAAAACAGUAAAUUUAAAUCGAAUGGAACGUCUUCGAAGUCACGAACAAGUGUAGCUAUUUAUAUACACACAUGCACACAUACACAUAUACACAUAUGUGAUAUAGAGUUCUAUAUAAAUUCUAUAUAAUUUCACGAUUGCAUUCAUUUUUACAAAUUUACAUCGAUUCCGUACGCCAAUAUUCGUAUACUCUCGAGAACAAUGGAAGUGAGAACGUUAAGAGCAAUGAUAUGACCUCUAACGUAUGUUUUGUAUAUAUUUACCUCAUGAAUCCAUCGUGUAAAAUAAAAUUCAUGGAAAAAUCAUUCGCCAUCUCUGAAUAAAUCUAUAGAGUGUUGAAUAAUAAUGAUUAAUACAUUGUUGUCUAUCGUUUAUUUACUUAAUAUGCCGAUCGCACCUCUUUGCUCUUCAUACUCGACGAAUCCUACGAACCAUCUUUGUUCAAUCGAUUUAAUCGAACCUUAAAAGGUUUAUUUGCGCAUUUAUCUUAUAAUAUAUUGUCUUAUGCACUUUUACGUUAGCGUUACGCUUCUUUGUUCGCGAAGAAGCAUGACACGUGACCUUCAUUCUUAGACAUCACCUAUCAUGCAAAAAAAUUUGUCGUAAAGCCUUAUUGACGUUUCGAUUAAAGUAUAUAAGUCCAAAGGUUAAGGUAAAACAUAAACCAUUUAGUGUCGUAUUUCUACCUAGCGUAGCGCACUUAAUUAUUCAAGUUACAGUUAAUGAGUUACCAAGAACAGGAUGUCUUCUUCUUUGCUUAUAUAUAUAAAAAAAAAAAAAAAAAAAAAAUCACUUCUUUAUACGGACGACUAUGUUUCUCAUAGUUUUUAAUAAUCCCGUUGCUACUUCUCUACUUUCAAGACUCGUUUAAAAAUUCUCUCUCUUUCUUUCCCUCCCCCCCCUCUCUCUUUUUCUUUCUCGUUCUCUCGUUUCUCUUUUCACGAAACUUUCAAUAAAACUCUGAAACCUAUUAUUCUCUCUAUACAGUUUUUCUUUUAUCAAGAAAUUUGCUCUUAGGAAAUAAAUCUUUUUCUCUUAAAAUUUUCUUCUAAAAGAUUUCACAAAUAUAUCUCCCGUUUAUUCUUUUCGUUCGCGUAGACAUUAUAUGAAAGAUCAAUAACAGAAAGAAAACGAAAGAAAAAGAAAUCAUGCGAAUCGUAUAAUAAGUAAGAACGUACCUUCGAAAGUUUGUAUUUGGAUUACGUUCGGUCAUAAGUACACACGUGUGAUUAUACGAUCUGUGAUUAUAGUGGUGUACGACGCAAUAAUAUUUUCGGUAUUUAACGUUUUCAAAAAGCACGCACGUAUUGAGUUAGGUACAUUACAUACAUACAUAUAUACGCACGUACGUACAUGUGAUUGUACGAUCUGUGAUUAAUGGUAUACAACACAAUAAUAUUUUGCUUUUAACAUUUUUUUAAAACUCUCGUAUUUGGAUUAGGUUCAGCCAUACGCGUGUAAUUGUACGAUCUGUGAUCAAUAGUAUACAAUGUAAUAAUAAUAUUUGCUGCUCAACCACAAUGAUCCCAUCUAAAAUGGCAUCUCAACGAAGGUCACCGUCGUCUCUCUCUCUCUCUCUCUCUCUCUCUCUCUCUCUCUCUUUCUCUCUCUCUUUCUUUCUCUUUCUCUCUCGUUGAGUCUUGUUAAACGAAACUGUUGUGCGUAUUACAUCGUUAUGUAUCUACUUGCGCGUGCGAGCAAUUGUUUAAAAACGACCUGCCUAUGGACAAGCGGCGUCCUUAAUUGGUCGUUCAAAGCUUGACUCAUAUACGUUUAAACAAGAAGAGGUUAUCGAAUCAAGUUUGGUUCUUCUUCGAACAAACAGCUGAUAAGGGGAAGGGUAGUAAUGGGGGAACUUCUGACGAACGAUUCACCGACCUCGCGUAACAUUUAUCGUUCUUUCUUCUUAGAGCGUUCUCCUCUAUUUAUUUACUUGUACAUUCAACGGAAACUUUAUCGGGACGUACAUAUACCGAAUGGGAAUAAGGACAGGAUACGUGACUUCUAGUUGUCCUUGUGUCGUCAGACGUAUAUAUCUCUAAUGUAUGUACAUACAUAUAUUACGGUCUAUAAGUCACCAGGACAUUCUCAGUUCUUCAUGAAACGUGAUGGCAUACGAGUCUCUCUUACGUAAGAUAUAUAUUGGUCACGAAUUUAUUCAAAGGUAUUUCGUAGAUUUUAUUAAGAAACUUUAUUGGGUCUUUAUUUGGUCUAAUGAUUUUAAUUAUAACAUUGGAAGCAACAAUCGCUUAUCGAAUUGCAACAAGAUUAUAUUGAUUAGAAAAGAUAUAUAUAUAUAUAUAUAUAAAAUAUAUAUAUAUACAUGUAUUAUGAAAAUGUAACGAUGUAAAUUAUUAGGAAUUAAUGAUGAAUAGAGACUUAUAAUUGUUAUUAAAUCAAAUAUACUGAAAUGUUCGGUGAUUUAUUUAUUUAUGUAUAUACAUAUAUAUAUUAUUCGUCAUAUAAAAAUUAUGUUGUUUGUUCAAUAGUUUAUUCAAUUGAACAUUCUUAAUAAUAGCUAUAACAUAUAUCGACGAGAAUUACUUUAAAUCCACGAGAAAUAACAUGACUAGAGAUCAUUCAAUGACAUUGCGCAUGUAGUAGUAGAUUUAAAUGUAUGUAGAUUGUACGUAAUAGUAAUGAUUGCACUUGUCCCGUGAAAAAGACAUAGACAUAGCUUUUUAUUACUUUGUACUUGGUGUCGUCAUCUGAAACGUAGGCCCAAAUUGUUCUUACGAAACAAGUGAUCGUGGUAAUCGCGGUAAUUCUAACAGGUCAGCCUAUAGAGCAGAGGUCUCCAACCUUAGUAGAAUAAUGGAAAUUAUUGUCACUUAUUAAAAAGAAAAAAAAAAAAAAGUAAAUAUAUUUUCUUAUAAUUAACAACCAAUCUAAUUUAUUAUUUGUAUUAUUAUAAAAAAAAGAGAUGAAAAAGUUAACAAAUUCUAUAAAAUAUUCAUACUAACGAAGUUUUACUUGAGAAGUUUCACGUGAAGAAGUUUUACGUGAGAAUAUUUUUCAUCGGAUGAAACUGAAUGAAAGAAAAUGAAAUAAAUUCCAAAGUUUCUAAAUCGUUGACAUAAAACAAUAUUUUAAGUUUGAAUCUGUAAGAGCGAACUUAGAAAAAUUUUAUUUAAAAAAAUGUUAAUGUAACAAACAUAUUAAUCGUGAUAGAAAAAAAAAUAAGAUGGUGUUUAGAAGCAAACGUAUCGAUUAGCUUCAUGGUGCUUACAAACAUAGAACUGGGGACCCCUGUUCUAUAGAGUUUAUUCAUAUAUUUAUCGCGUUAAGUGGCGAAGAUUGAAUCGGUGUAUCCCUCGAAAAUGCAGAGUGGAUAUUUCCGGACAUUAUUCUACUUUAUCCAAAGCCAACGAUUUAAAUAUAUCUCAUUAUCGAAAUACGAGAACUUUGAAUUAAUUGAAUUUCUUUAAAAAUCCAAAUUAAAAUUAAUAUCAAUUCGAUCGCAUUGAUUCCCAACGUAAAAUACAAAAUUUCUAGGUAAAAAUAAAUAUAUGAAAGUUAUUAAAAGGGAUGUUGAAUCGUCGGUAUUCGGUGAAUAACAGUCACACGAUGUAUAUGCCAGGGUCAGCAUACGUUGGUCUAAAAAUAUUCAAGACGAAUUCACCUCACUUUAUGAGAAGAAUACGGCUAUUGUUUCUAGUUCCUGAUGAACUCAUUGUUAGUCGGGCUACUGUGUAACACCACAUACAGAGAGCAUAGUGCUUAAUGUCAAGCACCGAACUACAGAACUACGAAAGACUACCGCGAUUUCUUCUUUAUUUUUCUCUACCCUUAAGCUACGAUAUAUUUCUACGCGCACAUUUUAUAGUUAUUACUCGGUAUAAAAAAUUUUUCGUAACAACGUAAGAUGUAGGUAUGUAUUUAUUGUGAAAGAGGGAAAGAAGUCAGAUGAAAUAUAAGGGAAUAUCAAAUUGAUUAUUUCUUACGUGCCAACUGAUGCAAUAUAUAUACAUAUAGUUAUUUGCUAUUAUUUAAUAAUUAUCAAUUAAUUCAAUAAUAUAUAUAAAAUCGAUCCAACCGAACGAUUUUAUAAGAUUGGAAAAUUUCAAUCGUAAAAACGACAGAAGAAAAGAUUUUCAGUAUUAUAAGCGUAGGAAACGAGUUAUAGGCUUCGAUGAAUACUUUUAAAUUGAUCGUAGUCAAUCAUAGUUGAAUCCAUAUCCGUAGGCGUUAAGUUCGUAGAGAUUUCUAUGGCCUUGCUCGAGUUUCAUUCGAAUAGUAGUAAUACACAAUUCUUUAUAUAUAGAUUUGAUUACAAAUUUAUUAUAUUAUCAUAAGAUCAGUUUUUUAAAAUACGAUCGUUUCGCUCUUCCUCGAUCGUUUGUUGUUAAUUUAUAAAAUACAAAAAUGUGUAAAAUUAUAAAUUAAUUGGCAAUUGAUCAAAAAUACAAGAUAUUGCUAUGAUCUGUGUGUGUCUGUGCGAUGUGUGUGUGUGUGUAUAUAUAUAUGUGUAUAUGUAUGUAUGAUUGUAUAUAGGAACAUCGACAAUGUCAUAACUAUUAUUUUCUACCAUUGACGAUCGUAGUAUCAAUCAUUGAUAAAUAUAUAGACGUUUAUAUGUAAUCGGAGAUAAGAAUGAGAACGACUAAUUUAUCGCUGAAAUAAUUAAUGUGAUUCGAUAUAACUUUAACAAUCGUAGUUACAAUCGGAAUGAUUCAUAAAGAACAAAAGUUGGUACUUUUGAUAUCAGACUAUUGACAUAUAUCAAUGUCAUGGAAUGAGAUUCAUUGAAAUUAUUAGGAUAUAAUUAGUCGUAGAAUGAAGCAAUAAUAGUUCUCAAAUCAUAUCGUUAAAUCGUUCCUUUACAUACACACGUAUGCACGCACACAUAAGACUCUUCGUAAAUUCAUAAAUUAUUUUUUAAUUAUCAUUUCUGAAAACGACAUAAGUACACGUAUUCGAUUAUUGCCUUAGGACAAACUAGAAAAGACAAUAUUACUUUAGCAAUGGAAAGAGAAUAUCGCGUGCACGUUACUUCCUAAAAGCAUUUCUAAGUCCUAGUUAUCGAUCGUCAGAAGCGGCACUCCCGAAUGUAUUUAUCUGUGUGGGUCACACUUUGUAUACAUAGAUAUAUCUCUCUUUUGCCUCUUUUAUCUGUCCUACAUUUAUCCAUCUCUAUAUAAAAGAAGAUACUCGUUACGCGCACGAGAGAGACUUACGCACGCAGGAUAUAGGUAUAGUCAAUUACCGAAGAGGAAAUCCAAGUAUUUUUAUCCCGAAAUACAUUUAUAUAUAUAUAUAUAUAUAUAUAUAUAUAUAUAUAUAUAUAUAUAUAUAUAUAUAUAUAUAUAUAUAUAAAUGUGUCAUAUCUUAUUUUGAACAUAUAUAUGCAGAUGUAACACGAGUGCCAUUUUUUGUAUGUGUACGUACCUACGUGUGUACGUUUAUGUAAGUGCUUUCUUGGUAUAUACUAUCGCAUAUAUAUGUAUUUACUUAUCUACUAUCUAUCUAUAUAUAUAUUCAUUCAUUCAUAAAAUUAAUCUUAAACGUAUUAUAUUUAUUAUCUCUUUGACAUUUAUAUUUACAUCAUCGUUUCAAUGCAUCUAUUUCAUCUUAAUAACGAAGACAUCUGUGAUCUCGGUUGUAAUUUCAGUAAUAAGUUCAAUUACGGGCGACGUAUCCUAGUACGUUGCAAAAUAUAAACUUGUGAAUAAAAUUAUUAUACGUGUGUAUGUACAUAUUUUUCCUCGAUAAGGAAAAAAUUUAAAGGCGUGUUUUUUAUUCUUUUUAUUUAUUUUUUUUUAUGGUAAUAUGUCCAAUUUAUAAUAAUUACAUUUGGUAUAUAUAUAUAUAAUAAUUUAAAUAUUAUCAAGUAAAUACUUUAUUUUAUAUACGUAAAUCUUUUUAUUAGUAAGAGAAUUUUCAUUCCAAGAGAAUGCUAACCAAACAUCAAAAUUUUUUUUUAAUUUCUGUUAUUGCUAUCAACCAGAGAUCCAGAAUAAGUUUACUUAGAUUGCCUGAUAAUUUAGCCAUAUAUUUAUCGUCAAUUAAUCGAUCUACACCAUAGAUAUGAAAUCUCAUUUUGUGUUACAGAAUUGGAUAAAUAAUGAUUUAAAGCAUCAAUUAAUCUUGUCAAGGAAGCAAUAUAUGGCCUAUAGAAAGAUUGAUCAAUGAAAUCUUUUGGGAGUGAUUUUAAAUAAUAAAUUUAAUUUUGCGGUCACAUUUAUUAAGAUUUGCGCAUUAAAUUUAAAAUGGAGUAAGUUCUUAGCAUAUCAAUAAGUCAGCAGUUAUGGGAAACUCCUCAAACAUUAUUAAUUUGUAUAACUUGACCUUUCCAAAGUUAUAUAUCUUGAUAAAUGACAAUGAUCCUUCUGAGAAUACCUGCAUCGAACUGUUGAUGUAACUUGAGCGUGGGAAAGAUGUGAUCUAAAUUAAAAUUGAUCCUGUAGUUUGAUUAUAAUUCUUUGUUGCAACCCUACUAUAGUAUUUUGAAACACUCAUUAAUGACUAUAUUGCAUAUCUUAUUGUUAUACUAUUUAUCAUAAAUAUACUAAAAUUCUUGAUAAUUUUAUGUAAUAGGACCGAUACUCGAAGUUAAUUCAAAAAUCUACGUACGCUAUCUUUCAUCGUAAAAAGUAAUAUCUCUAUACUUUGAAUUUUCUUUUUUAAAUCAAAGUUUUGUGUAACAUUCGUACAUGUUAUUAAUUAAUUUCUUUGUGAUUGAUGAAAAAAUUGGGAAAGAAAAUUCGUAUCGAGUAUAAUUGAUAAGAAUUAUUUAUAGACAAAGAAUCUAAAGACAAUCUCGUGGCAACAACAGGUGUAAAACGUGAAGAAAUAAAAAGAUAUAUAAACGGAGAGUGAGGCCAGUCUACGAACGGAAAAUAGCAAAAAAUUUCUAGAUUUGAUCGAUUCUUUUAGAAAUCUAAAUGGAAGAUGUAACGAGAGAGAAAAUUCUCUGUAACGACGAACAAAAUCUUUCUCUAUAUAUAUACAAAAAAUUUAAAUACAUGCAUUUGAUUCAAGGUGAAAUUAAAACUUAGUUAUAAUUACGAUUGGAGAACAUAAAUGACCCUUAUCAAAAUGAGAUUUGUUUUUUUCAUAACAGAUGACUGAAAGGAAAAAAGUUAUUGUAGUUUUGUUUGUUUGUCUUUUUAUUCAUGUAUUUUUUUUCUCCUUAAAACACUUAUGAUACGUGUAUCUGUUAAAUCGAAAUAUAUUGCGAGAAAAGAUCUAUCGUUAUCUCGCAAUCCAAGAACAAAUAUGGCUGUAUCAACUAUAUAUGUCUUACACAGAAAGAUAUAAGAUUUCCUUUUCAAUGUAAAUUUGUGAAAUCGUAUCGCAAUGAUAAAAGUGAUAAAGAUAAAAAAGUUUGUCUAUUCGACAAAGAUAAUAUCAACUCGAGUCGAGAUAAUCUUUCGAACAAAGUGAUUUCUUCUUAUACAAUAUGUGUUAUAUAUAUAUAUAUAUAUAUAUAUAUAUAUAUAUAUAUAUAUAUAUAUAUACAUGUGAUGUUACAAAAGACUGGCUUGGUCAAAGACGAUAGAUAAAGCGACGAACGAAUAAACGGAAAAUAAAAAUUUCUUUAACGGGAAUCGUUUUCUAAAAAUAAAAAAAAACAUAUAAUGAUAAAAAGAAAAAAGCGAACCGAUUCAAACGUGUCUUUUUUAUCAUUCCAUUCUUUUUUUCUUUUCUUUCGACACUUCGAAUAUAUUUUUUUUCUUAAAAUACCCCGAAGGAAAAUCUUCGUUUAAUUUUGUCAACGCUCUAUUUUCACUUUUCUCUACAUCAAUCGCAUACUUUGAAUCUUAAAUAUCAUUUUCUAUACUUCAUCUAACUUAUUAAUAUAACUAUGAUCGUGUGUCCGUCUUCUUUCUUCUUCCCUUUUUAAUUUAUAUUUUAUAAUAUCUAUUUGUUACGUCGAACGAUCGAACCGAUAUACAUAUGUGCCACUGUUGUAUUGGAAGAUGAUUAAUGUAAAAAAAAAAAAAAAGAAAAAGUACAUAAGAUAAAAAGAAAUUGAAAAAAAAAAGAAAACAAAUAUAUACAGGUACGAUCCUUCGAUUUAUCGACGAAACGAUCUCUUUACUCCUACACAGGCACUUACAUUUACAAGUAGUCAUGCGCUCGUAUUAGGAUCCAUUAUUAAUGUCGUUCAAUGUGAAACGAGAAGACCGAAAUAAAUAUUUGUAAAUGCAUGUUUCGCGUUAUCAUGAAAUCAUUUAAUCAACUAUUUUACGUCUUAUUUAACACAAGUAAUAAUAUUAUUAUUUCGUUUUGAAUGAAUAAGACUUUUAUUGAAAUGUAGGCAAUAAACGCAACGUAUGCGGUAGGGUGUCAUAAAAAGAGAAAGAAAGAAAGUGAGAGAGAGGUAGAGUGGAUGAAUGAAAAAUUCUGAGAAUGAGAUAAGAGGGAGAGAAAGAAAUAAAACAUAAAGAAAAGUCAUAUCGAUACUGCGUUAUAGGCAUAUCAAAGAUAAAGCAAAAUGAUUCUUUGGCAUCUUUAGAAACACAACAAAUUUUCAUAGCUUAUCUGUAAAUAUAUACAUUAUCUAAUCAACUCGACCUUGAGUAACGCAAAUUGUACAUAAAAUAUAUACCGAAUGAUCAUGCUAGUCGCAUCGUUCCUUUUAAUAUUAAUUUUAUUUGUGACGUAUUAUACAUAUAGAUUUGUAUGUAAGACGAGAGAGACAGAGAAAGAGAGAGAGAGAGAGAGAUUGAAAUUGAAGGAAAAAUUUAGAAACGUGCGAAUCAUUCCAAUCUCGUGAUUCAUCGUAUGCGUGUAUGUAUGUAACGUGUAUUUUAUGUCCGCACGUAACGUAACAUAUCUAUCUAUUAAUUACGCGCUACAAAAUAAUGCGAUCGACCACAUAUAUAAUAUCGCGAAUGGGCGUAAGGGAGAAGAGAGAAGAAACAAGAUAAAAAAAUAUGAUGAUUAAAAUAUGAGGAAGAGAACAGCAGGAUUGUUGGCGAUCUAUUUUUAUAUAAUGCAAUAUUGAGAACGCGUGAUUUCUGUAAAUUUUCUAUUUGUGCUUUAUCAGCUCGUAAAAUUUCGCAAUUACUAGAGAAUUUAUCGAGGAGACUAAUUGUUUGUCUCAUGCGAAACGAUUAAUGUCUACGAAAAAUGAAAUGGAAGUUAACAGUGAUGUGAUGUGUUGUGUUGUGUUGUGUUGUAUUGUGUUGUGUUGCAUUGUAUUGUAUUGUAUUGUAUUGUAUUGUAUUGUAUUGUAUUGUAUAUUAUAUUAUAUUGUAUUGUGUUGUAUUGUAUGAAGCAUAAUGAUAUAAUUGUACGGCAUUGGCGCUUCGAUCUCUGCGUUUUCUUUCUCGCAUAUUUUGAUAAUCAGUCGUACACGAAAGUAUUAUCUCAGAAAGACAACAUAAAUUAGCUAUAAUGAAAGCUUUACGUAAAUAGCAAUUUUAAAAAUAUAAAGAAGGACCACAAAUUGUUGGUCACGCGUUAACUACGCGCGUCUGACGUUAAUAAGCGAAUGAAAUAGCAUGUUAGUUCCAAAGUUGUCAGUAUGUAGUUGGGUCAACAAGGUCUUGGAUGAUGUAUGAGGAUUAAUAAAUAUUGUUUAUAUAAUACAUAUAUAUAUAUUAUAUAUAUAUGUUAUAUUAUAUAUAUAGUAUAUAUAUAUAUAUAUACAUUACACAUACAUACACACACAUAUAUAUGUCAUAUUAUACAUAUACAUAUUCACAUGUUCCUUAAUUCUUCUCUAAUUCUAAUUGUAAGUUAAGUUAUUACGCGUCUCGCUAUCUUAAGGAAGAAGCUGUGAUCGUUAAAAGACACGAAAAAAAAGAAGAAAAAGAAAAAAGAAGAAAAUAACAAAUGAAAUAAGUACGUUUCUAAUAUUUAUUUAAUAUACUACGAAAACUCUCCUCUCAAUGUCGCCUAUUAUUUUUAGUCGUUGACAUUCUUAUGUCGACAUUCAUAUGUAAACAAUCGAUCUGCAUGAACUACGGCGUGUUCAUUCGGACAAGUUUAUUCGUCGGUGUGAGAUAUUGCCUCGUCGAAUUUCGCUAAAAAAAAAGGUUAUUAAUAAAAAGCAGAAUAAACAAAACAUUCCAAGUUA